AUGUCGCGCCUUCCCGCUCCAGAGAACCACCCGUUGCCGGACAUCGUCGCCGAUGCCGAUUUCAAGGGCGGCGACGAGGAGGUGGACGUGGGGUCGCCUAUCUCUGACAUCCCGGUCACAGCGCCCGUGUUGGACAAUGAGCCGAUAGUGACGAGGAAGGAGCUCUGGAGUUACUAUUUGUACUACAACGGAGACAACGGCGUGGGCCCCAAUGGCUACUCCAUGACACUCUUCCAGUCCCUGGCUACAUCGGCUGGCUGGGACCCUGUCCGCGGACGCGGAUCCUCAUGCCUUGACGCCGAUGCUUCGGGACAGUGCGUUCUGCCUUGGGGAAGCGGCACCAAGUCAGUUUCAUCUGUGGUGCUUGUUGCAAACGGUGUCAGCUUCGCUGUCAUGACCGCUAUCUUUACGACCAUUGGCUCUGCAGCGGACUAUGGAACAUUCGGUCGCUGGCUUCUUCUGGUGGUCACAGUGAUCUGCUGGGGCGCCCAGUUCGCAAGUAUGAGCCUCGACAGGCCGAGCAGGUGGGGUGCUGCCAUGGCGCUAUACAUGAUCGGCUUCAUCGCUUACGGCGCUACACUCGUCUUCUACGCUGCUAUCUUCCCUCGUCUCGCCCGCAACACGCCUCAUGCUCGGGAAUUGCGGGAACGCUACGAGAAGGGCGAGAGCUCAGCGGAAGAGUACGAGCAGGAGGAGAGUCUGGAGAAGAACAGGAUCAGUAACAUCAGCACCAUGCAUAGUAACAUUGGUUACAUCGUCACGCUGGCUCUGAAUCUCUCUCUGCUGCUUCCUAAGCCAAUAUCGGACAACCCUCUUGUCAACAACUACGUAUUGGUUUUGACGAACGGAUACUGGGUCCUCACCGGUAUCUGGUGGUUCAUCUUCCAGAACCCUCGUCCUGGACCCAAGCUUCCCAAGGGCGAGAGCUACUUCACCAUCGGCUGGAAGCAGAUAUGGGUGGCGUUUAAACAGUACAAGAAGCUCCCAUACACCUUCGUCUACCUCUUCGCCUUCUUCCUCUUAGCGGACGGCCUCAACACUACCGGGACGCUCAUCUCGAUCUGCCAGAACGACAAGUUCUCGUUCUCGUUCUUGAAGAACACGUAUCUCGGUCUGGCACAGGCUAUUACUUCCACCCUCAGCACACUCGGCUUCUGGUACAUCCAAAGGUACUGGAAGAUCAGCACGAAGAAGAUGUUUGUCGUAACGAACGUUGUGACGGUGCUGAUCCCGCUCUGGGGCAUGAUCGGUAUCUGGACGAACAAGUUCGGUUUCCACAACGAAUGGGAGUUCUGGGCGUACAAUGUUGUAUUCGGCCUAUUCCAGGCACCGUACUACGCAUUCUCGCAGACUAUGAUGGCAGAGCUCACCCCGCCCGGCUACGACAACAUGUUCUUCGGCCUCUUCGGCCUCUCCAACCGCGCCUCCUCCAUGAUUGGCCCGAACGUCAUCCAAGCCAUCAUCGACAACACGGGCGACAACUGGAAAGGCUUCCCUUUCCUCUUCGCGCUCUGCUUCUGCGCUAGCUUCACCAUUUGGAUCUUCGUCGACGUUACGGCUGGCCGGCGCGCGGCCGUGAGGUGGGCCGAAGAGCGUCGGGCUGUGCGCGCGCAGACGGAGGGUGUGGAUGUUAAGGAGGGCGAGUUUGACCGCAAGUCUUUAUGA
Messenger RNA from Peniophora sp. CBMAI 1063, 1665 nucleotides. The record is from the annotation of a GenBank genome assembly. Lineage: Eukaryota; Fungi; Basidiomycota; Agaricomycetes; Russulales; Peniophoraceae.